AAGGAGACAUUAGCAUGAAGUGCCGAAAACAACAAGACGAGAUGAUUGUUGACAGGCCAGGGUGUCCCGAAAGACGUGUCUUCUUGGUGACGCAGGCAGUCGCGCGGGGUCUUGGCAAAAGCUAAUAACAGCUUGGAGGAUUGGACCAGGAGUUAACUGUCUUGUCCAAACAUCCACGACAACAUUUCUUCACCACGCCCGACCUGUCGCAAUGGCAUACUACAACCCGCAGCAACAGCAGCAGCCGUACGGCAAUGCGCAAAACCUGCAAUUCUACCCAUCAUCAUACUCGAACCAGCCCGUCUCUGGCACGUCAACACCCUUCCAGGCAUUCAAUGGCGGAGCGCAGACAUCAGCAUAUCCGUCUAGCUAUGGCGCAGGCUUUGGUGGACAGUCGGCUGUAUCUGGACGUAUGGGUGAACAAGGAGGCUUGACAAUGGGAUGGCUGGCUGCAUUUGGCACUGAGGGAUACCCGGGAGAGCCUCCGUUGUUGGAAGAAUUGGGUGUCAACUUUGGGCACAUCAAGACAAAGACUCUUACCGUCUUGAACCCUUUGGCUCGAAUUGAUCAGCAUAUCAUGGACGACUCUGAUCUGGCAGGACCAAUCCUCUUCUUCCUGCUGUUCGGCACGUUUUUGCUCUUGUCUGGCAAGCUUCACUUUGGCUACAUUUACGGACUUGCAGCUAUGGGCAGCAUCUCACUCCACUGGAUCCUGUCGCUCAUGUCACCACCUCUCUCUCCCGCCGACGCCUCAGCUCAACAGCAAGAUGCCUCAUCCGCACACGGUGGCCACUUCUCAGCAACCUUGACCAUCUGGCGUUCCGCCUCUGUUCUCGGCUACUGCCUUCUCCCUCUUGUCUUGACGUCUUUCGUCGGCAUCGCACUCCCUCUCGAUGGACUGUUUGGCUACAUCUUGACGAGUCUGGCAAUCUCGUGGUGCACAUACAGUAGCAGUGCUAUGUUCUGUGCUGUCGGAAGAAUGACCGGUAUGCGAGGUUUAGUCGCAUACCCUCUGGCUCUGUUCUACGUGGGCUUUGGCAUCAUGGCCAUUUUCUCAAGCAGAGGUACCGGUACUCUUGCCACCAACCUCAAGGCUGGAUCGUAAAAAGGAAGGCUGUCAGCAGCAUAAAGUAGAGGGGCAUUUUGUAUGAGCCGCUUAGAAAAUGUAUUCAUGAAUUCAUCAUAACAUCUGUUCAAGGACAAGAUUAGAUAAGAUGGCUCGAAAAGAUCUAAAGAGGUUUUGCACGAGUCAAGCAAGUUUCGGGUCAGCAAAGCGAUGGCGGCCGAAGACUCCCGAGCUCCGCGUCUUUAUCUUUAUUUACGCAUCAUCCAACU
This is a messenger RNA of Aureobasidium pullulans EXF-150, 1335 nucleotides long. RefSeq names its product Yip1-domain-containing protein. Bases 212 to 1105 code for a protein of 297 amino acids. The transcript is spliced from 3 exons. NCBI's taxonomy places the organism in Eukaryota, Fungi, Ascomycota, Dothideomycetes, Dothideales, Saccotheciaceae. Gene Ontology annotation, cellular component: membrane; trans-Golgi network. The record is from RefSeq and is a predicted model, not a curated record. Gene Ontology annotation, biological process: endoplasmic reticulum to Golgi vesicle-mediated transport; vesicle fusion with Golgi apparatus.